Messenger RNA from Rosa rugosa (rugosa rose), 1239 nucleotides. RefSeq names its product putative B3 domain-containing protein At3g24850. NCBI's taxonomy places the organism in Eukaryota, Viridiplantae, Streptophyta, Magnoliopsida, Rosales, Rosaceae. Bases 1 to 1239 code for a protein of 412 amino acids. The transcript has a single exon. Gene Ontology annotation, molecular function: DNA binding. The record is from RefSeq and is a predicted model, not a curated record.
AUGGGGAGGCUGCUGAGUAUGAAAGAUUUUGAGGGCAAAGCAAUUCGACCUCGUUCGUCCUACCUUGAUAUUUUUCUUCAGGUUGCUAGUGUUCUUCAGAAUAAGAAACUCAAGCAAAGUAUGGAGAAAAGUACUCAUUUGAAAACCAAGAUGGCCGGUAUUGGGUUUAAAGAACCCAUUUUCAUGGUAGGGAAAGAGACUUAUGCAAAGGGACAAAAAUUUAUGAACUCUGUUUUUGAAUCUGUGAGGAAGAUUGGUGGGUCAAAAAGAAAGGGUUUUGACAAUUUUGACGAUCAUGAAAGGGGUUUUCAAUUCAAGAAGCAGAAGAUGGAUAUGGGUAGUACCUCCGAGGCUAAAGAACCAAAUUCGUCAGUCGUAAAAGAAUUGAAGGUGGAUGCGUUAUACUCAGUUAGCACAAUAAAGACAGAAAAUUCUUUGCCUAGGGCAAACUGUAUAAUGAGUUUUGAUAUUAAGAAGAAGAGUGCUAAUGGUGAUGAUGAUAAACAAUGGGGUUUGAGGCCGAAGCCGAAGAAUAUCAAAUUGAGGAAGCCAAAGAAGGAGAUCACAACACAAAUUAUUGAUGCUAACGGCUUGCCUGAAGAAUACAAGAGAAAGAUUGAAAAUUUUGAUAAGGCUAAGGCGACUUUGGUGAUACAGAAGGAGUUGACCAAGACUGAUUUGUCACGUACCGCUUGCCGGUUGUCAAUGCCUAUGAACCAAAUCAAACCGGAGAGUUUUCUGAAUGCAGAUGAGAUAAAGUUUCUUGCAAAACAAAAUGACUGGCCAGUUUCGGUUAUAGAUCCCCUACUUGAAGAAGAAGAUCUAACCCUGAGGCAGUGGAACAUGGAAAAGAAAACGGGUAAGACGAGCUCAAGCUAUGUGUUGAAAACACGUUGGAAUGAAGUUGCCGAUAAAAACAAUCUCAAGCAAAAAGAUGUAGUCCAAGUUUGGUCAUUCCGGGAUGUGGGAAACAACCUUCACUUUGCUAUUGUUUUGGUUAAGAAGGGUGAGAGAAAGGGUGGUGAACAUAGUAGUAGUCGAGGGUAUAGCCAGCCGCCUUCGCUAUCAACAACACCGCGUGAUAUUGUUGAUGGUGAAAGAAGAAGUGGUAGUGGUCAAGGAACAGAAUCAAAGGAAGAAGGGAUGAUAGGAGUUAAUAGCAAUGUUGAGAGUAAUAGUGAGAGAAGUACUAUGAGCAAUGGGUCUAAUGAAAACCAUGAAAGUUUAAGCCAGACAUAA